Messenger RNA from Chenopodium quinoa (quinoa), 639 nucleotides. Its product is annotated as nuclear transcription factor Y subunit B-6-like. Gene Ontology annotation, biological process: regulation of transcription by RNA polymerase II. The transcript has 2 exons. Gene Ontology annotation, molecular function: protein heterodimerization activity; RNA polymerase II cis-regulatory region sequence-specific DNA binding; DNA-binding transcription activator activity, RNA polymerase II-specific. The record is from RefSeq and is a predicted model, not a curated record. Gene Ontology annotation, cellular component: CCAAT-binding factor complex. The coding region runs from base 1 to 639 and encodes 212 amino acids. NCBI's taxonomy places the organism in Eukaryota, Viridiplantae, Streptophyta, Magnoliopsida, Caryophyllales, Amaranthaceae.
AUGCCAAAAUGGGGAAAAGAAGAAGAAAACUUGAAGGUUGAAGUUGUUCUGGCAUCAUCAAGCACCAUUGGAAGUAACAUACCAUCACCAUCUACAACAAACAACCCUCCUCCUCCUCCUCCUAGGAGGAGAGCCGGUCGUCCCCCGCUUCAUCCAUCAUCAACAAACAACCAUCGUGAACAAGAAUACAUACCUAUCGCGAACGUGAUUCGUGUGAUGCGACAAGUCCUCCCUUCAAAUGGCCAAAUAACCGAUGAAGCCAAAGAAACAAUUCAAGAGUGUAUCUCCAAGUUUAUCAACUACGUAUCGAAGGAGGCCAACGAGAUACGUAAGGUGGAACAACGUAAGGUGAUCUCGGCUAAUGACUUAGUAGCAGCCAUGUCUAGGCUAAAACUUGGCCACUACGCCGAGCCCCUCUUGACUUACUUGAAUAGGUACCGCGAGGUGGAGGGUACGGAUGAUUUUAUCCAAGCCCUAAGAAUGAGGUUGUUUAGGCCUAUCGCUGUUAGGCCCGGUGUCGCGAUAGUCCCGCCACCUGUCAUGGCGGAUCCCUAUUUUAACCCUCAUGAAGGAGUGGGCAUUGGUGGUGAUGGUGGUGGUCGUGACGGAGGUGUUGGCCAAGGCCACGGCAUAUGUUGA